ACAAUGUCUGUGGAAUGUGUUGUGUGUGGGGAUAAGAGUAGCGGAAAACAUUACGGACAACAUACGUGUGAAGGAUGUAAGAGUUUUUUCAAACGUUCCGUUCGCAGAAAGUUGACCUACACUUGUCGCGGGAAUCGUCAGUGUCCAAUUGAUAUACAUCAUCGAAAUCAGUGUCAGUAUUGUCGAUUUCAAAAAUGUGUGAAAGCUGGAAUGCGUAAAGAAGGUGAGUUUCAUGGUUUCCAUUGGACAAUCCAGUUCCAAUCCAGAGCGCAAUUCACCUUUAGGCGUGGAUAUUAA
Messenger RNA from Echinostoma caproni, 297 nucleotides. NCBI's taxonomy places the organism in Eukaryota, Metazoa, Platyhelminthes, Trematoda, Plagiorchiida, Echinostomatidae. The record is from the annotation of a GenBank genome assembly.